CCUUUUCUCUCACUUCUGACACAUCUGCAGUCAUUCCAGUAUGGCCACAGCCUCCUCUUCCCUCACAGACCACCUCCGCUGUUCGAUCUGCACAGAGGUCUUCACUGAGCCUGUGUCUCUCAACUGCCACCACACCUUCUGUAAGAGCUGCAUCCAACAAAGCCUGAAGACCCUUCAGCAAUGUCCGUUGUGCGGAUCUUGCCUAUUCAGAGACUCAACCUUUGAAAUCAACAAGCCUAAACCUAAACCUAGACUUAAAUCUAAACCUGAAGGGGUGGAACAGUCUCCCGAUCACGGUGAAUGGAGACAGAGAACCACAGCAGGACAAGACAUGUGUUCUAAACACAAUGAAAUCUUGCAAUUGUUCUGUGAUACAGACAAACGGUUCAUCUGUGUUGUCUGCAGAGACGGGAGAGCCCACGCAGGACACAAGUUCAAACCUGUGAAAGAGGCGCAAGAUGACGUUAUGGAGAAACUAGUCUCUGAAUUAAUCUACCUUCAAGAGGAUAUCAACAUGGUGGUCAGGUUCCUGGAGAGCGAGCGAGGCAUCACGGCGAACACGCGGGAGAGAAACGUCAGACUCAAAGCCGAGAUAAGCUCCCAAUUUGAGGAGCUCAGAGAGCAGCUGAGACUGAGAGAGGAGCAAGCCAUGAGGGAGAUAGAGGACAUGGACAUGGACUUUGAGACUAAACUAACCGAGAUAGAGGAAGUGUUGGCAGAAGGCUGGGAGAGACAGGCCAUCUUAAAGUCAGCGAUGAACAUUGCUGAGCCCAGGGAGUUCGUCAUGUGGUGGACAGAAAAGGGUGAGGCCGAGGCGAGGCUGGUGAGGGAUGUUGGAAAACUGCAGGGACCUUUGAUGAGGAAAUGCCCCCCUCCCAGUCCACAGAAACCCUGGACAAUCCUGGGCCUAUCUGCUACACAGUCCAAACCAUCCAUCACACUCCCCAACUCAGUCAGGAUACAACGUGGCCCAGCCGGGACAGAAUUGCAAAGCCUGCUUGGCUUCCUGGACUCAGAGGGUCUGAAGAAAAGUCUUUCCAGAAGCAUUUCUCAACCCACAGAGACCAAAUCCAACAAUUUAUUCUUCAAAAAGAGUAAUUCUAAAAAAGAUAAGAGUAAGUUUCAUGUCAGUUUUUAGAUGCUGAGUCAUGUCUCAAAGUGACUUUCCUCUUUACAAACUGAUUGUGCUCUUGUAAUCUGAUUCUUUUUAUUGAUGUGAUUGAGUUGAAUGAAUAGUUUGUAUUAUUUUUUACAGUUUUAUUUGAAUUGUGGCACUGAGAAAACAAUUAUUGUGUGCAUUUGAAAUGUGUAAAGAAGCUCAUAUAGAUUUGAGAUUAUAUUUAGAUUGAACAUUUCCUGUUAGAUUUUAGCAUUAGCAAUUAAUCAUGCAGGUAUAAUGCACUCAAUUCUCAAGAUCAAUGGACUUAUAUGAAUACAUUCAAAAGAGUGUCAAACUGUGACCUAAGCAAGGAAGCCAUAAAUAUUUGAAAACAUGGUAUACAGUGCUAAACCUAUUUUAUUUAUCCUCUACGGGAUCGGUGUCCCUAAACCGGGACAGUUUUUGCUCAAUAUGCGAUAUUGUGACUAGAAGGACGUUGUAAACAACAGACAACUUUCCGGGACAUAGACAUGUCUUAUAUGGGCACAAAGCUUAAAUUCUUGUUAAUCUAACUGCAGUGUGCAAUUUACAGUAGCUAUUACAGCAAAAAAAUACCAUGCAUUUUUUGUAUGUUCGCUAUAGUUAUGUACUUGAAAAUGUAUAAAUUGACCAAUUCAGGACAUUUGGGCAAACUCCUGACAGACUUGAUACAAAAUAUUGUGUAGUGAUGUAAUUCUUAACUGGAUCAAUCUGAAACUUUGCACACAUACUGCUGCCAUCUUGUGGACAACAUCUAAAUUACACCUAGAAUCCUACAUCACUGUCUGGCCUUUCUACUACAUUUCAAAGACAAUGAAACAAAAAAUAAAAUAGAAAAUACAUGUUUUUUUGUUUGUAUUAUCUUUUACCAGAUCUAGUGUGUUAUAUUAUCCUACAUUAAUUUUAAAUUUUCCCAAACUUCAAAGUGUUUCCUUUCAAAUGGUAUCAAUAAUAUACAUAACCUUGCUUCAGGUCCUGAGCUACAGGCAGUUAGAUUUGGGUAUAUCAUUAGACGGUCCGAUCCUUAAGAGGUUUAACCGAAACACUACAAGUCACAUCUAUUUCUGAAUUACCAACAAAAUAAUGUAGGCUAUUAUCUGUAUAAGACAGAUCAACUUUGUAAUAAAUUACAUAUCACAUAUUUUAA
Salvelinus fontinalis (brook trout) is the source of this 2285-nucleotide messenger RNA. RefSeq names its product nuclear factor 7, brain-like. Gene Ontology annotation, molecular function: zinc ion binding. The coding region runs from base 41 to 1138 and encodes 365 amino acids. NCBI's taxonomy places the organism in Eukaryota, Metazoa, Chordata, Actinopteri, Salmoniformes, Salmonidae. The transcript has a single exon. The record is from RefSeq and is a predicted model, not a curated record.